Molecule: messenger RNA, 998 nt
Organism: Lecanosticta acicola
Lineage: Eukaryota; Fungi; Ascomycota; Dothideomycetes; Mycosphaerellales; Mycosphaerellaceae
Source: the annotation of a GenBank genome assembly
AUGUCCUCCAUACUCUUCUGGGGACUCACCGUAGUCACCGCCAUCACCGUCACCGUUCACCUCCUUACCUUCCUCGGCCAGGUCCUCAAACAACCCGCCCUCGAGUAUUACGGCCGCUCCAUAGCCUCUUUCUCUGCUCUGUUCCUGUGCGCGACCUAUGGUACCAUCGCCUCAGCAUGCCUCAACGUCGCCGGCUAUGGAGGACUGGGUCAGUGGACGACUGCUCGAAGCUUCAAGUGGAUCAUGCUGCUUUUCACGGGCGUCUGGUUUGAUAUACGACAGGAAGAUGGCGGAGACUGGUUGAAUCAAACGAGGCCUGCUGUUUUUGUCGGAAAUCACCAGACGGAGUUGGACGUUUUGUUUCUUGGACAUGCUUUUCCCAAGUAUUGUUCUGUUACUUCGAAAAAGAGUCUGAGCUAUGUGCCGUUCCUUGGGUGGUUCAGUAAGUGCAUAUCACGAAGCAAGAAUUGGAUAUGGUAGAUUGGAUGGGCUGAUUGGUGACAGUGUCGCUCUCGAAAACUGUCUUUAUCGAACGAUCCUCCCGCGAACAGGCCGUUGCUGCUUUCGCCAAGGCGGCAGAGCAGAUGCAUUCCGGCGGCCAAUCAGUAUACAUCUUUCCCGAGGGAACGCGAUCCUACUACGACCAUCCCGACUUGCUUCCGUUCAAAAAGGGAGCUUUCCAUCUCGCGGUCCAAGCCCAGGUCCCAAUCGUGCCAAUCGUGGUCGCGAAUUACAGCAAUGUUUUGAACGUCAAAAGAAAGUUCUUCAGGCCUGGAGUCAUUCCUGCUAGGGUGUUGAAGCCUAUCUCGACGAAAGGAAAGACGAAGGAAGACGUAGAUGCCCUGCUGGAAGAGACAAGAAGUAAGAUGUUGAAGGUCCUGAAGGAGAUCACAGUCACAGCGAGGGAGCAGGGAAUUGCGGUUAAGAAGGAGGAGGUUAGCGGAAGACAUGCGAACGCCAUGGGUGCUACCAGUGGAGUUGAUAUUGCGAAGGCAUAG